Molecule: messenger RNA, 1026 nt
Organism: Periophthalmus magnuspinnatus
Lineage: Eukaryota; Metazoa; Chordata; Actinopteri; Gobiiformes; Gobiidae
Gene: rab3da
Product: RAB3D, member RAS oncogene family, a
Exons: 5
Coding region: 67-726 (219 amino acids)
Biological process (GO): regulation of exocytosis; protein localization to plasma membrane; protein secretion
Cellular component (GO): synaptic vesicle; endosome; plasma membrane
Molecular function (GO): GTPase activity; GTP binding
Source: RefSeq, a predicted model, not a curated record
CUGAGGGUUUUUCUGGUGUUUUACGCACAGACUCCGCGGACAGGACACAGACUCCACGCGCUUCAGAUGGCUUUAGCCCGGGAGCCAGGACCGCAGAUCCAGGAGCAGAGGGAUGCAGCGGAUCAGAAUUUUGAUUACAUGUUUAAACUGUUGAUCAUCGGUAACAGUAGCGUGGGCAAAACCUCCUUCCUCUUCAGAUACGCCGACGAUUCUUUCACUCCGGCUUUUAUCAGCACCGUGGGCAUCGACUUCAAAGUCAAGACCAUCUACCGCAACGACAAGAAGGUCAAGCUCCAGAUCUGGGACACGGCGGGGCAGGAGCGUUACCGCACCAUCACCACGGCCUAUUACAGAGGAGCCAUGGGCUUCCUGCUCAUGUAUGACAUCACCAACCAGGACUCGUUCUGUGUGGUGCAGGACUGGGCGACGCAGAUUAAAACCUACUCAUGGGACAACGCGCAGGUGGUGCUGGUCGGCAACAAACUGGACUUAGAGGAGGACAGACAGGUUCCCACAGAGGACGCUCGGAGGCUGGCCACGGAGCUAGGUUUUUUGUUCUUCGAGGCGAGCGCCAAAGACAACAUCAACGUGAAGCAGGUCUUUGACAGUCUGGUGGACGUCAUCUGUGAGAAGAUGAACGUGAACGUGAACGGAGACGCCGGGAACACGUCGGCGAACCUCAACCCGGACCCAAAUCGAGGGUCUCAGACGGGCUGUUUAUGCUGACGGCCACGGGCGAAAGACUGUGCAUGUCACAAAUACAAUAACACAGUGAAUGUUUCUCUGCGUUAAAGCUACUAUCUGGCACUUUAUUUGAGGGUUUUCACCAGUAGAUGGCAGAUGUGAAGCCUGUUCCUCCUCCCGUCACCUGGGCUUUGUUCAGACUCACCUGUGCAAACAGCAGUAACACAGACAGCAUCUAGUGGUGAAAUGCGAGAAUACAACCGCGGCUCUAUUUAUUUUUAUUUAUUUAUCUUUAUUUAUACAAAGGAGCCCAAUGAGAGCACUUGGGUUCUCCUUUUUCAU